AUGUCUCGACGUCGUGCUGACGAGUCUGCUCCCUCUCCCACUUGUUCAUUGGCUAUGGCCGCCGAUCGUCUGGCUAAUGCGCUCUGCGACGUAUUGGAUGUCUUUAAUCGCGGAAGUUGUUCUGGCAAUCCUAAUGAUGGGAUCUUAGCGGACCUCCGAAGUCUAACCACACCCUUGGCGACUGAAUUGGAACGAGCGCUGGCCUCAGAGGGUGUUGUUCAGACACCCAUCAACGUCAUGCUUGUGUCAAAGACUUCUUUGUCGCUCCGUGAUUGGGCAGUCGGUGUGACAAUGGCAACCCAAGCGCAAUUGGCCAAAGAUGCUCUCCCCCAAACCGAGUCCACGAGAUCAGCGGAUCAAACUAUGAAAAGUGUUAGAGGUCAGUUUGACUCCGCUUUGACUAGGCUACAGCCGCCUCCGGGCGCAGGAUCCGAUUCCCCUCCCUUCAUCAGCUAUCCUGUUGCAAAACUCACCUACCCUGAAUGCAUCGACGAAUUUGACGAUCUGUCUCAGACUCUUGGCAAUCGAAUGGAUGACUUGGAAGAGUCUGCGAGGUCUCGUAAUCCCAAUGCCUUUUGUGACGCUGUUCAAGCUGUAGCUGACGCCGUAAUGGGAAUGAUUCAAGUGGCCACACAGUCUGCAUACUUAGUGGGUGCUGGCCAACCCUGUAACGAGCCCGGUAGAGCACCUCGAUUAACCCAAUCGGAGGCAAGACAAGUUAUGGAGGAUGUUGAGUGCCUUCAACGCGGUAUUGAUGUCAUCACGCGCGAAGCACCCACUUUCACCUCCAAUCAACAACGCGCAAGUCAUUUGAGCCCAACAGUCAACGAAAUCACUCGAGCAUCAAGCAAUAUGUGCCAAUUAACUCGUCAGUGCAUUUCUGAAAGUAUCGACGCUACUGAGAAGAAGAUGCUCGCUGAGAAUGCCAAAGAUGUUGCUCAAACAACGACAAAUCUAGUGAAGUCGUUAAAUACCGAUGAUCCGGGGUCUCCCUCCACUGGAGAUCAAGUAGUCCAAAUUGCCACGCGACUAAGGAGUUCUGCCUCGAUUUUGGUCAAUUCCCUUCUAGAGGAUGUUGGAGAUGUACCAGUUCAAGUUCUACCUGAAGCGGCUGAACAACAAGGUCCAAUUCUAUUACGUGGUCGAACGGUUGUCGAAAAGGCGAGUUGCUUGACCGAUACCGCAGAAAACCUCCUGAAGGCCACAAUAUCUGACACGAUCUACAGAAAGCACCGCAAAGGUCUAGAAUGCGCUACACAGGACCUCCGUUUCUGCAUCUGUGAUUCACGGCCGGGAUGGAAGGCAUUGGAAUCUCUGAAAUCUACGGCUAGAGAACUGUUGCGUCGACUAGAUCAUGCGGGUCUUCAACAGUACAGUCAGGAGAAUGCGUCAAAUCUGGAGGCUACGACUCCGCUGCUAAAUUCUAGCCUGCGUCAAGUGACUGCUCUGAGUGGAAAAAUGGCCGGCGAUUGGAAGCACUCGAGAUGGGAAUUACUCAGCCAGGAUGCUCAUCUUAUUUCUUCCUACCUUCCCAAUGUAGCACAUGUGUGCAUAUCCGCCUGUGGAAUGCUAAAACGAAGUUCCGAUCAAGCCGCCCUUCAAAGUUAUCUUCGUACUGUUUUGGAAACAACCGAUGCCCUUUCAACACGUCUCCUUACCCAAAUGGGCAAAUAUUUUGGUGGUCCACCAGACUCCGACCCGUCGCCAGUAUCCGCCAGUGCUGAUCAACUCCGUCUAGCAUGUCGUGAGCUAUUAAUUUGUAUUGAAGAGCUUACAGCGCGUCAGGGCAAUUUGAAUUCACAAAUUGCUAGCAUUCAGGGAGCUCUUAAAAAGUUGGAGACCAGCGUCAGUCCACCACACAUUGUCGAGCAGAUCAGUCUAGUUGCAUUACAAACAUGGUUGGCAAGCCAAGCUCAGACGCUGGUACAGGCCGGUGGUCGGCUUUCUGAGACCUCGAAAACCGCAGGGUCGAGUGGAGAAGAGGCGGCUGCUAGUCACCUUGUACAGCAGUUCUUGAAGACUGCAGAAACGACACAACAGCUAAUUUCUCUUCUUACUAGUCAGCCCAACAUGUCGGACACCUCUGAUGCCACUUUCAGGCUGGCCGACCGACUUAGGACGGUUGUACAGAGCAUUGGAACAAGUUGCGUGGAAGUGUUGGAGAACCCUCGUCACCCCGAGUCCCUGCGUUCUCUCACGACCCGUGUGUCGAGUCUGGUAGCGGUGCUGCGUGAGUCUGCUCACGGUGUACAUGCCUGUGUAAAUGCGGCUGAAGGUAUUGCCCGUAAGGUGGCGGACUUCGAUUCAGCCAUCUACUUUGCCCGUGCCAAUUCCCUUGUUGAUCGAAGUAGCAGACAAUUUGCUGAGCGCAGCAGUCCCACAGCAGUUACUAACGACAUCCAGGCUGCGCAGGAGGAGAUUAUGCAUUUACUCAAAGGGAUUGUAGAGGAGACGAAUGCUCUGUCGCGCAAUACCACUGGUGAUCAGGAUAAGCUGGCAGUUUCGGCUCAGAACUGUCUCCUCCACGUAAACAACCUCCAUGCAAAGACGCUCCAUCUUCUAUCACGCCCUGAUUUCGACACAGUUUCUGCAGCCAGUGAGGAGGCCCGUACAGAGGCACGAGUCAGUCUCCUCUCCAUAGCUCGCGCUGUUUCCGCAAGUCUUAUUGACCUACUCACUCAGAGUCGUAACCUCAUCACCACGGAGAAGGCCAAUCUAUCCGUUGUGGAGGCUCAACUAAAUUCCACUGCUGCUGACGUGAGUUUUCAUUAA
Molecule: messenger RNA, 2772 nt
Organism: Hydatigera taeniaeformis
Lineage: Eukaryota; Metazoa; Platyhelminthes; Cestoda; Cyclophyllidea; Taeniidae
Source: the annotation of a GenBank genome assembly